AUGUCUACAAUAAUAACUAGUGAAAGUCAAGAUUCGGAGUGGAGAAUAUGCUCGCUAGAGGAGAAUGUGAGUUUGAUAACUUAUUUUGAAAAUACAUAUUAAUUUCAGAUGAAAUCAUUGGAAUAUAUGACAAACAUCUAUGAGCGAAACAUGGGAAAAUCGAAAAAUUUGCGAACCUCAAUCAAAGAUCAAAAAGCCAGUCAUCAGCAGGAAAUCAUGCAAAUGGAGCGAAAAUUGAGACAUAUUGAACAGGAUUUUGAUGGUACACAAGACACAAUGCAUGAUGUUUGCAAUACUCGUUUAUCCCAAGUGAAAUCAGCUUUGAAACCCUAUUUAUCAAAGGAUAAUGUUGAAGAAUCAUUGGAAAAUGGGAGAAACUUGAAAUCUAGGCUCAUCGAAGUUUUAUCAAAAAUCAGUAGAUUAGAAGAAAAUAUGAAGGAAAGUCUUCGAAUCUCAAAAAUUGCGCAACAAGAUCAUAAUUUGCUUUCGAUUCUUGAAGCCAAACAAAACAACGCGAUACGCCGUUUCGAAGAUAUCUCCCGACUCCAAAAUUUGACCUAUGAUGUGAAUUUGGAUGAUCCACUUUAUAACUUGAUUCAAUCUCCAACAUUGCUUUUGCUUUUAUCAGGAAUGGACGGAAUUUCUGGUUAUUAUAGGGAUAAUUUGAAGGCGCUUCAGCAGAGAUUAUGCGCAUUUGUUGCCCAAAUUCGAUACAAUGUUGGUUUUUUUCAUCUGACGAGCACAAAUAUAAUUUUUUUUUGGAAAACAACUGUUUUUUACAGAGCCAACAUGUAUUCGGAAGUCAACUUGAAUCCACUCAAAUGUCAAAUGGUGAAAUCUCCAUCGAUAGUUUAGUUGAUGCCACCGAACAUCCAGUAGAUAGCCUAACUUCAGCUAUCUCAAAAUAA
Messenger RNA from Caenorhabditis angaria, 908 nucleotides. The record is from the annotation of a GenBank genome assembly. Lineage: Eukaryota; Metazoa; Nematoda; Chromadorea; Rhabditida; Rhabditidae.